AAAAAUUUUAAUGUCGAUAUGACUUUUCAUGUGGAGGGAUAUCAUGACGUGUAUAAUGCAUCAGUUCUGGUUUGGAUUUCUUUUAUAUGUACUGAUGCAUUUGGAACCAGUGAUGGUUUCUACUGAUAGUGAAGAUGAAAAUUCUGGCCGGAGAUACCUGAAGAAAUUAGACAACACCUUAAGAACCCUCGCCGCAAAGCUAGAGAAAAACACGUGUCACCCAUUACCAUCUACCAUCAGAGAUUGCAAUACCAUGGACUUCAACGGAAGUUACAUCCAGGAAAACUGCCAACUAGAAGAGAGGGAUUGCUAUUCUUGGAAUAUUGCAUUCAUUGCAGGAGGGAAAAGAGUCAUGGUUUUCUUAGGGACUACUGAAGCUGAUUCCCUGGACACGAAUAGAAACUUCAAGAUUUCAUGCAUUGAAACAGAUACUCUAGCAUAUAUGAGGACAAAUGGUACAAGAGAAAAGGCCAAAGAACAAGAACCUAAAACGACGGAAUCCAUUUCUGAAGAAACAAAUAAUCUGACGACGAGAAGGAAAAAGAGUCAGCCUACUGAAAACCCAAUUCUGGAAACUGACAACGGCAAUGAAUCAGCUACGUUGUCUGAAAUUUCUUCAGACGGACAAGAAAUAGACGCUAAUACAGACGAAAUGUCAGAAGAGGGCUUCGUGCAAUGCUGGAAGAAAUUAAGGAGAUGUAGAAAAAGGUUGAGUCUAAAUAAUAACUGUGCACAAAAUAUUUACACAUCUGAAGACUCUCCAAAAUUUCCGGGAGCAGGUAUCCUGUUGAUUACACAUCUCCUGGCAGCUGCCAUUGGGUCUGGAAUUUUAUAUCUUGUUCUGAAAAAGAUUGGACGAUUAGUAAGUGAUAAAAAUAAAUCCGAGAGAAACAAAGGCUUUGAUAACUUCUGUAACAGCCAACAGGAAAAAACAACUCGAAUCACUAUCCCACACAUAACCCAUGACAACGAUGAAAACCCAUAUCAUGAAGUGGAAAGCGAAACGCCAACAAUUCAAUUUGAUAAUCGUACAAAAUCGAAUUCCUUUACGGGAAGUACUUCAUCACCUGGGCGGAAGCUCUCUAAACUACCGGAUAUUCCACGAGCACCUGAAAAAGUUGAAUAUGAAUACCUGAUUCCUCAUAUUAGAAAGGACAAGGAUGGUUUACAGACAGAUAAACAUGUGAAUUAUACAGAGUUAAAUCUAGAAGAUCAUGAAAAAGUGCUUUUAGCAGGGGAUAAUGUAGAUACAAAUUUUGAAAUCUUGGCCAACAGUCCAAAAGCUCUUUCCGCUACUGAUGACAAAACUGAUGAUUAUUUUGUUCUUGAGAAGAAAGUUACUGAUAUGGAUCUCAAGUGAGGUUUAUCAGGGGAUUUGUGACGGUUUAUCAUUUGAAAUGGAUGAAUAAUAUGCUAUCAUCCCAAUAAACACAAUAAUUCUAUGAUUUGAAUGCAUACAGAAAAGGAAAACAACAACAACAACAAAAUCAUUGUCAAUCUAAAUGUUUAUUUAGCUCAUAUUCAAAAUAGCUCAAUUUACAGUACAUUGAUCAUAUCUCACGUUUUUAGUUGCAAAUGACCUACAAAAUCAGUUCAAAUUUAUUGUGGAAUACUUGUAUAAUAUGAAUGAUGAACAAUAAGUUGGGAAUUAAUAAUUGAUA
Saccostrea echinata is the source of this 1661-nucleotide messenger RNA. RefSeq lists its product as uncharacterized. Lineage: Eukaryota; Metazoa; Mollusca; Bivalvia; Ostreida; Ostreidae. The transcript has 11 exons. Bases 29 to 1360 code for a protein of 443 amino acids. The record is from RefSeq and is a predicted model, not a curated record.